Hemicordylus capensis (graceful crag lizard) is the source of this 1707-nucleotide messenger RNA. Its product is annotated as spermatogenesis-associated protein 7 homolog. Gene Ontology annotation, biological process: microtubule cytoskeleton organization; protein localization to photoreceptor connecting cilium; protein localization to photoreceptor outer segment. Lineage: Eukaryota; Metazoa; Chordata; Lepidosauria; Squamata; Cordylidae. The transcript is spliced from 12 exons. The coding region runs from base 1 to 1707 and encodes 568 amino acids. Gene Ontology annotation, cellular component: ciliary basal body; rod photoreceptor outer segment; axoneme. The record is from RefSeq and is a predicted model, not a curated record.
AUGGAAGGCAUAGUAUUAAGAAAAAUCCAGAAGGAGGUGGCCCUGGGUCGGGUACUUGGUCCAUUUGACAAGUUGCCCCUGCCCAACCUGCGGUCUCCCCUCUUGGGGGUCAUGCCUAAGAAGGCCCCAGGGGAGUACAGAUUAAUACAUCACUUGUCUUUCCCCCAUGGUUCUUCUGUGAACGAUGGUAUUCCGGCUGAGUUCUGCUUAGUCAGAGACACCUCGUAUGCCGAGGCAGUUCAAAAGGAAUUCCUGAUGGCUAAUCCACUGCCGGACAUUUUGGUGGUGCACAUGGGGGAGAAUGACCGAGUUACUCAGAUAGGGCUCUCCAUCAUCCAUAGAGCUCAGGCAGAUGUGACACAAGUGCAGGAAUGGAUCCCUAGGCUGAUAGUUAUUUGGUCCAACAUGUUACAGCGUAGGGUAUGGAAAGGGGCCAGGCACUCACUUAAGAUCGAGAGGGCCCACCGUAAGAUCAACACCCAUAUGGCCCGUUUUGUCCAGACCCUUGGAGGAUCCCAGUUAACCAUGAUUCCCAAGUAUUCGUUGAUGGGGCCUUUCAGAGGCCACAUGAGUAUCAAAAGCAGCCCCUUUUCUCCUAGUUCUUCCUGCAAACUAUCAAGUCAGUGCAUCCUUCAAGACCACAUGGCUACGCAUUACAGAAAAUUGCUAUCUGCCAAAGCUGCUGUUGAUUCAUCUGCUCCGAAGAGUUUGAACACAAGCAUUAAAUACAGGGACCAGCAAAAGAGAGAUAAACUUAUCAAAGUGGUUGAGAAAUACAAGGAAGAAAUGGCCCGGGUCCCAUCUGCACCACCAUUCAAUUCCAGAAGUGUUUCCACCAAGGAUCAUAAGCAGUUACAGAACAACCUGAAUUUGACUUCGAGUGGAAGAAUGGCAUCCUUGAAACAAAAACAACUGCAUUUCCCUAGACCUUUAAAGAUGCCACUCUCGAGAAUUCAUUCCCCAGUUUUAAGCGCAGAGGAGACAAUCCAAGAUAUUGUGCAUCGGUCUUUACUUCUGGCGCACAAUGAUGGCAGGAAUACAAUCCAGCAACAGGCUUUGCUACUCACUAAGCCUCCGAUCCCUGUUCUGAGUUGCAGCCCAAAAAAGACAUUUCAGCACCCUCGGAAGAAAAUAUUUGGUGGAGAUCUACUACAAACCCACGCACAGUGGUUUACAGAAACAACACAGCCUUUUACCCCCAAAGUCUUAAACACAGCAAGUAAAUCAUUCCUUUCGAAAUACAGGUAUUAUAAUCCUCCGCAUAGCAAGAAGAAUCUCUCGCUUGGGAAACAAUCAUAUAAAAGACCAAGGAAGUUUUACAGGUCUCUGGAAGAUAAAUGUCUGAGAUCUUAUGCAGAUUACCUUAUAUGGCAUCCAGUCAAGAAAGACUCCCAGAACUCAGUUUCUCUACAAUCAUUGAUUUAUGCAAAAGAAGAAGAGUUGAAAUACCUUCAGUUUCUUCAGGAACUUACAAAUAGCAUUUUGAUUAGAAGCUGUUACUGCAAGGAGGCAUUAGAUGAUGUGUUUCUGAAGCACAUUAGAAAUAGAAGGUAUGACCUUGAUGAGGAAAACAUGCAAAGAAUUUUUGAAGCCCUGAAGGCUGAUUUGAACAUCUGCCCUCAUCACACUGGUUUAGAGCACAGAAGUCAACGCCUCAUUGCACCUUAUAUGGAGCCAUCAUCUUCCAAGUCACGCAUGGUCUUCUGA